UGGCAAAUCCGAAGACCUCUUGCAGAAGCGAUAACUUCCCAUAGCGUCAAACUGUGGUACUGCACUGCCUGUCUUUCUGAGACAUAUCAAAUCUUGCCUUGGUGCGUGAUUCAACCGGCACUUGUUUUACCGUACCAUACAACAUGGCGACCCAAUCAAACAACCCCCUCAAAGGCAUCCUUAAGAAGCCUAUCCCCCCAGCCGCCGACCCCAAAGUCCGCGAAGUAGCCGUCCAGCACGCCAACAUAAUCCAGCAGCGCAAGGAACUCGAAGACACCAUAACGGAUUACAUCAUCGAGCUCUCCAAACUGCCUCUCGACCGAUCCAGCCCCUACACCUCCUCGAGCCCAUCCCCCACCGACGCCGCAACCUUCAAGUCGCAUGUGCGCCUCUUCCAGCCCAGCGACUACGAAGACCUCAUCUCGGAGCGCAACGCCAAUGGCUUAUGCGGGUACACGCUGUGCCCUAAGCCGCGGAUGCGCGUAGCCCAGCGUGGCGAGUACAAGCUCAUCAAUUACGGGCGAAAGGACUUCAGCAUCGUGCCCAAGAAGGAGAUUGAGCGGUGGUGCGGGGCCGCGUGUGCGCGGCGCGCAAUGUGGAUCAAGGUGCAGUUGAACGACACGUCGGCGUGGGAGCGGGCCGGCAUCGACAGCAUUGAGAUUGGGCUGUACGAGGAGCCCAAGAAGACGGAAGAGGAUGAGGCGGCACGGCGAUUGACAAGAGACAUGGCGGGGUUACAGGUUGAGGCUGAGAGGAAGGCGGCCAAGGAUGCGCAGGAGCUUGCUUUGGAGCGGGGUGAUACGGAUGAGGGGGCGAAGCGCAAAGUUGAUGUUAGGAUCCAGGAGAACAGCGUCAAGGGAGUGGCGGAAGAGCCGUCUUUGGGCAAGGAUGAUGAUGGUCACUUGGUAACCGAAGGCUACAAGACGAAGUUCGACUCCCAGAAAAACACGGCGAGUAAGAACACGACGGGCAUAUAAAUAAAGUGGUCCCGGUCGAAGCACGGUGUCACGGACAUGGUCAACAUCCAGCAUCUA
Molecule: messenger RNA, 1034 nt
Organism: Pseudomassariella vexata
Lineage: Eukaryota; Fungi; Ascomycota; Sordariomycetes; Amphisphaeriales; Pseudomassariaceae
Product: Rtr1/RPAP2 family-domain-containing protein
Exons: 1
Coding region: 144-977 (277 amino acids)
Cellular component (GO): nucleus; cytoplasm
Molecular function (GO): RNA polymerase II CTD heptapeptide repeat phosphatase activity; RNA polymerase core enzyme binding
Source: RefSeq, a predicted model, not a curated record